AUGAAAAUAAAACUUCUUAUAAUUGUUUUAUAUUUCAUAUUUAUGAGAAUCAAAUGUGAAUGUUUAAGAAUAAGAAGAAAACCGUAUUUCAGUAUAUUAAAUAAAAAUGAUAUCAAUGCAAAUAUAGCUAAGAACAAAUUUAUUAAUAAUGAUACAACAAAUCACAAAAAUAUAAUUAACCAAAAUAAUAAUAAAAAGGAAAGUAAGUUUAUUCAUUAUGAAAAUAAUAAAAAAAUAUCAAUAGAUCCUUUAUUUGAUUCAGUUUGUAAGAAUGUAAGUGUUAGUGAAGCUUGUUUAUAUAAUAUGCAAGGGUUUUUUAAUAAAAUAAUUUUUAAUAAUGAAAAUAAUAAAUUAUUUUGUGGAAUAUUAUAUGGAAAAUAUGAAAAUGAUAAUUCUGUAAAAAUCGAAAAUGUAUUUUUUUCUACAAACAGUUCUCAUCAUGAUUAUAAUGUAGAUUAUCUUCUAAAUAGUAAUGAUCGAGAAAAAAUGGACAAAUUAGCAAAACUAUUAAAUUUACAAGUUGUUGGUUUUUUUUACGCUUAUCCAGAUAUUGGGGUAGAUUUAAAUGAAGCCAAUCAAAAAAAAAAAAAUUUUAUAAAAUUAAAUAAAAAAAUUAAAACAUUAAAUCAUGAUGAAAAUGAAAUAUUUAUACCAAUGGGAGGAAAAGAAGUUUUUUUAGCAUUGAAAGUUAUGAAACAAGUUCUGACCGAAUUGAUCCGAAAAAAUAAACACGAAAAAAUAACAAACGGAGAAGGAAAAAAAAAUAAUGAACAAUAUACACAUCAUGAUAAAAAUCGUGAUAAAAAUUGUGAUAAAAAUCGUGAUAAAAAUUGUGAUAAAAAUCGUGAUAAAAAUUGUGAUAAAAAUCGUGAUAAAAAUUGUGAUAAAAAUCGUGAUAAAAAUUGUGAUAAAAAUCGUGAUAAAAAUCGUGAUAAAAAUCGUGAUAACGAUAAUGAUAACCUUUCACAUAAAGACAGUAAAAAAGGUCUUGAACAAGUUAAUAUCGAAAAUAAAGGAAAAAAAAAAAAAAAAAAAUAUAAUGAAAAUUUAAAACCAUUUAUUAUUUUGUCUGUUGGAAUGAAUAAAAAAUCAAAAGGAAUUAUUGUUGAAGCAUAUGAAAUGAAUAAUGAUUUAAUCAAAUUAAUAAACAAUGAUAUGAUUAAAGAUAUUGAAAAACAAAAUAGUAUAUUGCAAUUUGAAAAAAAACAAAAUGUAAAGGAAACCAAAAUAAAAAAUUUUGAUAGUGAAAUAGAUCUUAUGAACGAACUAUAUUUAAAAUGUAAAAAUAAUAUUUUUAUUAAAAAAAUCGAAAUAAAAAAAGUGGACAUUUUAUUUUGUGUAAAUAAUGUUCCUAUAUUUUCCCAUAAAAGUAGUUAUAACUAUUUUUUCCCUUAUCCAAAUAAUUCAAAUUAUUAUAAUAUUCUUCAAAAGUUUAAUAACACAAUAAAAUCAUUAAAAAAUAAAACCGAAAUUGUAAAUCUUUUUAAAGAUUUGAAUUUUCUUUUUUUCUUAACAAACAUUUUUUCAAUCCAAGAUGAUUUACCUUAUAUUUGCAAAGUCAUAAAUAAUGCAAAUAAUUCAUUAAGCAUACCAGAUCAAUAUAUACAAAUUUUAAAAAACCUGUCCAAAAAUACAAAUUUCAUUAUUUGA
Plasmodium yoelii is the source of this 1650-nucleotide messenger RNA. RefSeq names its product conserved Plasmodium protein, unknown function. Gene Ontology annotation, molecular function: metallopeptidase activity; ubiquitin binding; ubiquitin protein ligase binding. Gene Ontology annotation, cellular component: nucleus. Gene Ontology annotation, biological process: ubiquitin-dependent protein catabolic process. The transcript has a single exon. Lineage: Eukaryota; Apicomplexa; Aconoidasida; Haemosporida; Plasmodiidae. The record is from RefSeq and is a predicted model, not a curated record. Bases 1 to 1650 code for a protein of 549 amino acids.